AUGCCCAACCUCUACUUCCUCGACCUCGGCUAUAACCACCUCACGGGCACGAUACCGCCUCAGCUCCUCAGGAAGGGCUCAUACCUCUACCUCUCCCACAACAAGCUCACCGGCGGCGUCCCGGCCGAGUUCGCCGCUGUGAAUUUCUGGACCAUCGACCUGUCGUAUAACGGGUUCCAGGGCGAAGCCUCGUUCCUGUUGGGCGCGAACAAGCCGCUGCUGAACCUGGACCUGUCGCACAAUGCGUUCAGCUUCAACCUCUCCGCCGUGCAGCUGCCCGAGGGCCUCAACAGCUUGGAGCUGAGCCACAACGAGAUCUACGGCGAAAUCCCGGAAAUGGUGGUCGACAUGAUGCUGAAUUAUUUGAACGUGAGUUACAAUCGCCUCGGCGGCGUGGUGCCCGCCGGUGGCAACAUGGCCUGGUUUGACCAGUCCUGCUUCCAGCACAACAAGGGGCUGUGUGGAAGUCCGCUUCCGCCCUGCAAGCAGUGA
Triticum turgidum subsp. durum (durum wheat) is the source of this 492-nucleotide messenger RNA. The record is from the annotation of a GenBank genome assembly. Lineage: Eukaryota; Viridiplantae; Streptophyta; Magnoliopsida; Poales; Poaceae.